AAUUGUUUUUACCAUUUGCAGGCAGAGAGAGAGCGUCAGUACGAGCUCCCCCCAAACGCUCACUUGCCUCCAAACGCUCACCUGCCUCCAAACGCUCACCUGCCUCCAAACGCCCACCAACCCCUGAUGGAACAGAUUUUCUCUCCGCACCCGUUCAGUCCGUCCAUCAAGGCCCAUGUGAAAGGCAGUCACCUGUACACUGACCUGAGACUGACCUCACUGUCAGACGCCAAGCGUGGGCAGCCGUCCUGGACCAUCGAGGAGUACAAACGCAACUCAGGAGAGAAGGGGAAGCAGUUCACGGCUCUGGAGCUACAGACACAGGAAUCCCUGAACCCCAACAACCUGGAGUACUGGAUGGAGGACAUCUACACACCGGGCUACGACUCGCUGCUCAAGAAGAAGGAGGCGGCGUUCAGGAGGGCGAAGGUGUGUAAGAUCGGGGCACUGAUCGCAGCAGCGACCUGCACCGUGAUCCUGGUCAUCGUCGUUCCAAUUUGCACCAUGAAAUCAUGAGACUGACGGACGUGGACGUGGACGUGGACGACACACACUCUUUAACUCGCGUCCUGUUGUCUUUGUGGACGAGGUGAGUGUGCGGCAGUUUCACAGACGAUGACAACGUUUUGGGACGUUUUGGUGUUUUCUUUUUUGCUUUUACUGCGGUAUUAACUUCUGGUGAUCUUUCUUGCCAAUAUAAAAACAGUUAGGACAGCUAUUGUACAAUAGAAAUGAAUUCAAUAAUAUAUACUGUAUAUACGUUGUAGUCUGUUGUAUUGUCAUAAACGGUGUGGGACAGUCAGUCUGUCGUGUCAUGACGACGGCGCCGGAAUAAAAACUGGAUUUGUUGAUGUAGCCAACGUACGAUAUUUUUAUUUUUUAUUAUAAUUAGUGUACAGUGUAUUUUGAUCAAAGUUAUUUUUUGAUGAAUUAUCCGGUUGAAUGUGGGGGAUUUUAUCUUUACCAAUAAUUGUCAGCAUUUUAAGUAACAGUUGUUUUUUUUUCUCCUGAGUGGAAACACAGUGUAUUGAAGUAGAGAUAUGACAGUCACAUGACUACACAGCCAAACUGAAUGUAUUAAUAAUGUUAGCCUUCUCAUGUAGAACGGUAGGACGUGAGAAGUCACCUGAAUGUCGCCGCUUUGUCUUCUCUGAAUAAUAACAGCCAACAGCACACAAUGUACUUUACUGAGAACUGGUGUUAGCGCGCCGCCGUUGUCCAGUACCGAAAAAUAAAGAUUAAUAUAUGGACAAACGUGCUGCUAUCAAUACUUAUGUUACGUUUACUGUAGCUUUGGAAGCCAUUUCUGAUCCACAACAGUCCUGCACUGACGUUUACGCUCCUGAAAAGCUCGGACGAUUAGCAUUUAGCUUUGUAUUACUAGACUAGGGGAAGCAUUUUUGAGAAAUGAUGCUUCCUAACCUCAGUUUCCCCUGAGUUGAAAAAUAUCUUCAUUCUUUUCUU
Molecule: messenger RNA, 1464 nt
Organism: Solea senegalensis (Senegalese sole)
Lineage: Eukaryota; Metazoa; Chordata; Actinopteri; Pleuronectiformes; Soleidae
Product: major intrinsically disordered Notch2-binding receptor 1-like
Exons: 2
Coding region: 127-516 (129 amino acids)
Biological process (GO): negative regulation of cell population proliferation; negative regulation of TOR signaling
Cellular component (GO): plasma membrane
Source: RefSeq, a predicted model, not a curated record